CACUUCCCGAGACGACUCGAUGUUCUCGACUCAUGGGAAAGAUUCGUUAAAAAUGAACGAAUCGUUCGUGAACGACACAAGCUUCGAAGCAUAAAGAAGUUACAUCACUAAUAUUUUGUGUUCUGUUCUGUGUUUUUUUUUUUUUUUUUUUUACAUUUUGUACUCAAUUAUAUGAUUCGCGCGAAUUAUAUUCCUUUACAACGAUGAUACUUACCGUGUUUUACUUUUAAAUAAUCAAUUUAAGUAGAGAAGGAAAUGGAGGACUGCAGCGCGAAGGGAGGAUGGAAAGAACAGCUGUCCGGACUGUAACCACACCGGUCACUGUACCGGUCCAUCUCUGUGUUCUGGCAAAAUAAUGGUAUCUACGUUUCUGACACGUUUGUACAUAUUCGGUGUGUGUGCUGCCCUGUCACAUGGAGCUAAAUGCCCACAAAGUCACUAUCCAUCAGCAGCUGGAGAAUGCUGUCCUCUGUGUGCAGAAGGACUUUAUAUUUCACAAGACUGUACAACAAUAAAGGAUACAGUGUGUGGGGUGUUGGAUGGAUAUUAUUGCUUGCGUUAUUCAGAUGACAAAAGAGAUUGUUUGCUUGCAAUGAAACAUAGUAAAUGCCAACCAGGGGAACAGAUAAAAACUCCAGGCACAAAGACCUCAGAUACAGUUUGUGAGCCCUGUCCCUCAGGAUUUUAUUCUCCUGAAGGUGUGAACUGUUCUAAAUGGACUGACUGUUCAGUCAAAAAUGAGAUUGAGGAACAAGAAGGCACUUCCAUUAUAGAUGUUCAGUGCAAACCAAGAAACGGGAAUAUGAGAUAUGGACUCAUAGCAGUUUUACUUACAGUUACAGCUCUACUUUUGCUGUCACUGGUUUUCUAUUUGAAGCAAAAACGAGCAAACAGUAGACUAACCUUAAAAAAUCCUGUAGAGGAAACAGAUUCUCGAAUUUCAGAAUUUGCCUCAUUAACCAGUCCACUGGAAAUAAAGUCAGGAAACAAAAUCUCCAGCUGUCCAACUAUACUGUGACAUGGAACACAUGGUGUAUGAGAAAACACAAGUUACUCCACAAUAAUUCUUUCUUUCUUACUAAACUAUCAGUUCAACAAAAGGACAAAGAAGACAUUUUUGGAAACCCCCCAUUAAAGGGAGCAGUGUUUUUGCUUUGAUUAGUGCCUACUUUACAGAUUUAUCCAGGACUGUAUUCUUUACCAUUUUUAAUGCUGCUGUAUGGAAUGUUCAGUGUUGUUUUUUUUUUGUUGUUUAUUUGUUUUCCUGGUUAGUACUUUGUGUUGGAACUGUUUUAAUAGCUCCUCCUGAUUCUUAUUGUUCAGGUUUGUUCGCUAACAUUCCCUGGACCAAGAACAAGAAGAAAGUUCAUGAUGUGAUACUUUAAUUCAGAUUCAUUGCAUUCAAUAUUUUUGACUUCUGAAUUUAGAACUCAUUUCUAGUUACUUUUUUCUUUUGUGCAUUAGUGCAAUCACAUUUUAAAUUUUUAUUUUACAAUUAAUUUUGGAAAACGAUUUCCCCCGACUUCAAUACUGAGAGUUAAAAUGCACUUUAAAAUCUCUGCAAUUUAUUUUCCAUGUUUUUUCGGAUUUGCUGUGGUGUCAAGUACUUUUUUUUAUUUAUUUAUUUAUUUUAUUUAUUUUAUUUUUUUUUAACAUCCUACUCCAUGAGCAGUUAAAGUUGUGUACCAAGUAAUGUAUAAUGCCAUAUGCACUCUCUUGUCUAGAGUAUGAAUAUCAGAAGGGUAGUAUCAUCUCAAAUGUAACAUGUUUAUACAUGGAAAAAGCAAAAUGAACAAAUCACUGCAAAAAGCUUUCGCUGAUGAAGGAAAAUGCUGUCAGCCAUCUUGAAAAUCUUUCUCAUCCAUUGCCAGUACCUGGAAUCCCUGCCUGUCUUCCCCUAUGCAAUCAAAGUUGCCACGUUAAUUUAUUCUAUUUCAUACAUUUAUUACAACAUUCAAGUUGCUUGAAGUGCAAUUCUUCUAGUUGCAAUUUGCAGUGUGAACACUCACACUAAACUACUAAGGGAUGCGUCCUCCAUGUGCCUUGCUUUUGUAAGGAGUGCCUAAAUAUUGCCCAUUGUGAUUGCUAAAAAAAAAUCAACUUUCUAAUAAUGCUGUUUUUUUUUGUUUUUUUUAUUCUGUAUUUUAAGCAUUGAAACAAGCAUUAUUCUGAUUCUUGUACACUGGUUGCUAUAAUUUAGUAAACUGAAUGCACUGAAUGAUUGGAUCAGCGGUACAGACAAUGAAAUGAAAUGAAGCUAUUUUACCUCUCUUAUGUAAGCCUGUUGGGAGGGCGCUGGUGGUUCAGUGGUAGGUUUCUCACCUAUGAUGCGGAAGCCCCGGGUUCGAUUCCCAGCCAGUGCCCGACCCCAGCCACUAGAUAUAGUGCUGGUCCCAAGUCCGGAUAAAAUGGGAGGGUUGUGUCAGGAAGGGCAUCCGGUGUAAAACCUGUGCCAAGUUGAUGAUCCGCUGUGGUGACCCCUCACACACGUAGGGAGCAGCCGAAAGAAGCUCUAUCUAAGCCUGUUGGGAAUGUUUCUUGGUUCUUUUGGAUUUAUUGUUUACUACUUAAACUUUUUGAGGUAUCAAAACUGGGUACUGUUUGAUUUAUGUAACCAAAAAUAUGGAGCUUGUUGACAAUGACAAACUGCACAUUUUUAGGGCUCGGAACUCUAUUUACCAUGGUCAUUUUUUAAAUACUUGCUAACUAACUAGUCCCCUAAAUGGGGAAAGGGAAAAAAAAAAAAAAACACAAAUAGCUUUCACUAAUGACUUGACAUUCGUCACUUUUUUCAAUAUUUAUGUGAUAUACUUGCACCAUUUGAAUCCAAAUGUCUUUUUCUGCCUUAUUUUUUCUGUAAACAUUUAAAAUUUAUUUAAUUUUAUUUUACAAUUAUGGGCCAUUGAAGUUCAAUUUCUGACAAGAUUUUCUUUUUGUGUGUUUUUUUGUUGUUUUGUUUGGGUUUUUUUUUUUUUUUUUUUGCACUUGCUUUA
Hemibagrus wyckioides is the source of this 2993-nucleotide messenger RNA. RefSeq names its product tumor necrosis factor receptor superfamily member 5-like. Gene Ontology annotation, molecular function: protein binding. The record is from RefSeq and is a predicted model, not a curated record. Gene Ontology annotation, biological process: positive regulation of T cell migration; defense response to Gram-negative bacterium; positive regulation of cytokine production involved in immune response. Gene Ontology annotation, cellular component: external side of plasma membrane. The transcript is spliced from 8 exons. NCBI's taxonomy places the organism in Eukaryota, Metazoa, Chordata, Actinopteri, Siluriformes, Bagridae. The coding region runs from base 356 to 1018 and encodes 220 amino acids.